Messenger RNA from Ochlerotatus camptorhynchus, 1296 nucleotides. RefSeq lists its product as uncharacterized. Gene Ontology annotation, molecular function: DNA binding. The coding region runs from base 1 to 1296 and encodes 431 amino acids. The transcript has a single exon. Lineage: Eukaryota; Metazoa; Arthropoda; Insecta; Diptera; Culicidae. Gene Ontology annotation, cellular component: nucleus. The record is from RefSeq and is a predicted model, not a curated record.
AUGUUUUCGUUUUCUGCCGAUGGGUUUGUAAUUCCGCCUGAUGUCAUUCUACCCCGAAAACGAUUCAGCCGCGAUGUACUUCGAUCAUUCCCCGGUGAUUGGGGAUUGGGCUCAUCUGAAAAUGGAUGGAUGAAUACCCAUAAUUUUAUCAUGUACAUCAAAAAGAUUUUUCACCCUACACUGAUUAAGAGAGGAACGAAGUUCCCGAUUAUCUUUUUCGUUGAUGGACACAGUUCUCACAUUGCGCUGGAGGCUGCGGAUACAUGUUAUCAAUUGGGGAUUAUAUUGAUCGCCCUGUAUCCAAAUGCAACCAGGAUACUUCAGCCAGCAGAUGUCGCCAUCUUUAGGCCACACAAAAUCAAUUGGGGCAAAACACUUGAUGCUUGGCGAUCAAAUCACAUCUCAGAAAAGAUGACACUGGUCACUUUUGGGCCAUUGCUCGAGAAAACUAUGGCUGAGUCUUUCAAGAAAUUAACGAUCAUUAAUGGGUUUUCUGCAUGUGGGUUGGUCCCUUAUAAUCCUGACGCAGUGAACUUUUCUAAGUGCAUAGCAAAAAGCACUGAAAAUCAAGAAGUUAAUUUGAUCAACGGUGGCGAAGAUUUUGCAACGAAGGAUUCUGAUUCAAAAUUUCCAACAGCAGAUGACAGUUCAACAGAGGAGAGUCACUUUUUGUGUACCGAAACCGUAAGCUCUCACGGGAAGUAUAUGGAGACCCAGAUAGCAUCAUCAUGCCCAUCGAACUGGAAGGCGACUUUAGAAACCCAUGUUUUAGUUCCACAGGAUGUUAUAAAUCAGGCAGUGGAAAUGCUGGGGCAGUCAAAAAUUAGUCUUUAUCUUUCAGAGGAAUCAGGAAACAUGCCUCAAGAGGACAAAGUGCUGUCCUAUAUUUAUGAGCACAUUUUGAGUUUGAGCAAAUCAGAUGAUAGAUUCUCACUCGCCACCAUCGAUGCAUUCAAAGAUGCGACUGAUACUUACCAUGAAACCACUGACGAACCUGUAGUCACUUCAGAAAUCGUUGAAGAAGGAUCAUGCAUGGAGACAAGCACCGAAAGUAACCAAAUCAUUGUUGACAAAGUAGCUGGUAUUGAGAUGGCUUCGGAUACGAUUGUAUUGAACGAUACGACUGAUACUUACAAUGAAAGCUUUGAGAAUUCCGUAUUUACGUCGGAUAUCAUUGAUGAAGGAUUAUAUAUGCUAAAUAACACUGAAAAUGACCAAACUAUUGUCAACAAAGCAUCGGGGAAUAUGAUUGAUUUGGAAACCAUUGGUAUGUAUAUUCAUCAAUUUUUCAGCUAA